AUGCUAUAAUUACGGAUAGAGACUCCUCUGCAGCAUACUACUUUAUCAGAACGUGAAAGAGUUGACGUCCGGCAAUCAUGGGCUCCUUGUCUUUCCUUCUGCUGUUUGUAGGGAUCUUUGUGUCAGCCCCAGCAGCCCAAGCAGUCAACGUUGACGUCGUCACCAAGUACAUCACAACCGAAGUGACUACCCUAGAGCAAGAUGAGAGCUUCCAGCUGAUUGGCUACCUAUGUGGCCAGAUGAAGGACAACGGUAUCAACGUUACUGUUGUGCUCAACAAUAACCCGUACUGGAUAGCGGUAGUGGGCGUGGUCAAAUUCUACGUAGUGGAUGCUGCCAAUAAGACCGCAAAAGACGCACUGUGCACCAAUGUCGACAAGCAAGGUGUUCCUCACGCUGGGUGCUUCGUACCAUCCUGGCCAUCGACCGGUGAUUUGUUCGUCAAGGGACAAAAUGGACCAGUGGACGCUGUAUCAUUCAGCUUGGAUGCAGAGUUGGUACCUAAAACAGAUAAGAAGAACUGGAAGCAAAGUCCAGAAAGUGACCAGCUUGAAUACUCAGUUUCUUAUCCUGAGGGCGGUAUAUACAAAUCUGACCCUGCAGUGACCACGAUUUACCUGACAGAAGUGAUAUUGUUGUCGGCUGCUCAGAAACUUCCUCGGCUCAGUGAAGCCUACCUCAAGUUUACCUUCUGCCCUACUCCUGUCACGGGUACAAGGUACACCGUGACCAGCACUGUGUUUGGGUCGGAUGGUGAAAGUUCCUGGGUGCAGUAUAUCUGUGACAAGUCUCCUUGCGAGCCGAGUGACACAACCAAUAUGGUCGCCCAUGAUGGACGCCAGCUCCCAAGUAAUACAGUGAACACACCCUCUGGACGAUGGACUACCCUGUAUGCUACGGUUGUCUGCUGGGGUGGACCUUUUGACCCGGCCACCAAAGCCUUUGUCGGUCAUUUCAACUUUAACGCCAUUAUUGGUUCUUAGGGAGGAAGCCAAGUGUUUUGUUUCAUCACGAGUUAGAGUUAAAGUAAAUUUUAUGAAGGGGGGAAGUUUGUUUUGGACGAGUAUGGUUGCCUUAUUUGAUGGAAAUUCGCAUUUUUGGGUGAAUAAUAUUAAUUUUUGGUUUUACCAGUUUGUGUAAGCACUGUAUACUCAGUAUUUUCCCGAGCUCUAUUUUUGCCUCAUAUACCAGCCUGGACGAAAACGGCAGCAAGUUGCGUUUGAUGAAAAUCAUGCACCUCACUUCACACCUAAAAUGACUUUGCAUGAUGUUGGGUAUUAAUUGUAAAAAAAACCGAACAUUUGAACAUAGGCUCUGCUUUUCAGAAGAACGUGCCCGAAACAGCUACGGUUAGAUCAGUGAAUAUGUCAGUGUUAAAGA
This is a messenger RNA of Asterias rubens (European starfish), 1380 nucleotides long. RefSeq lists its product as uncharacterized. The transcript has 5 exons. Lineage: Eukaryota; Metazoa; Echinodermata; Asteroidea; Forcipulatida; Asteriidae. The record is from RefSeq and is a predicted model, not a curated record. The coding region runs from base 78 to 983 and encodes 301 amino acids.